Molecule: messenger RNA, 322 nt
Organism: Peromyscus maniculatus bairdii (prairie deer mouse)
Lineage: Eukaryota; Metazoa; Chordata; Mammalia; Rodentia; Cricetidae
Biological process (GO): regulation of transcription by RNA polymerase II
Molecular function (GO): DNA-binding transcription factor activity; RNA polymerase II cis-regulatory region sequence-specific DNA binding
Source: RefSeq, a predicted model, not a curated record
UUACAGGAGCUGGUGUCCUUUGAGGACGUAGCCGUGGACUUCACCUGGGAGGAGUGGCAGGAGCUGGAUGCUGCCCAGAGGACCCUCUACAAGGACGUGAUGCUGGAGAACUACAGCAGCCUGGUGUCCCUGGGACACUGUGUGAACAAACCUGAGCUGAUCUUCAAGUUGGAGCAAGGACUUGGGCCAUGGAAUGUGGCAGAAGCCUCAGACAGGAACCUCCCAGGUCAGUGAAUGCACAUUGAGUAAGGAAGGUCAGCAAGCAGAAAGCUCAUCAGUUAUUGGCUACAUUGAGCUUUUUCUAUUGACUUUUUAUCUAAAU